Messenger RNA from Ambispora gerdemannii, 774 nucleotides. NCBI's taxonomy places the organism in Eukaryota, Fungi, Glomeromycota, Glomeromycetes, Archaeosporales, Ambisporaceae. The record is from the annotation of a GenBank genome assembly.
AUGGCGACAACAUCUAUUAUUACAACUACUUCAGUGCAACAAACAAUUAUCGACAACAUAGUUAGCACCAUGUCUGAACACGACAAAAAAAUGUUCCACAAUCCUCCGUAUAAUUACUCCUAUCUAUGGAUAAGCUUCUUGCACCCGCCAAAAGAGCGCGAUAUUUCUAAAGAAUGCGGUGCUGAAUGGAAAUCGCAGCCUAGUAAAGUCAAGAAAUACUUUGAUCUGCUACAAAGAAUCGCUUUUAAGAAACAUAAAAUCAUGUAUCCCAAUUAUAAAUAUAGUUCCAAAGAAAAAAGAAUCUUCUCGAAUCCUUCUUUUAUCGAUGUUUCUUCAUCCUCUUCUAAUUCGGCCACAAUGAAUUUGGCCGAGUCUAGUACUAUUUUUGAUUUUAGUUUACUGCAACCGUCUCAGUAUACUCCGAUUGACAUCAGACAAUUGGAUUUUUAUUUAAAUAGACUUAUGCCCUUUAUAACUACUGCAUCUUCUCUUACUCAAGAUCCAAUAAAUAUACCAGAAGAUUUCUCCUUAGCAUCUUUAUCUUCACUUUCAUCUUCAAAUGAACUGAAUACCGACUACAAUAAUUUCGUUGAUGUACUUGGAAGUACAUGUACCACAAACAACAAUACAUUUAACGAGAUCUCAUUGGAUCAAUUAGAUGUUUCUCAAACCAAUAAUCCAUUGAAUUGUGCUGAACAUGAUUAUCUAUUCGUUGAAACUAAUAGCAAGGAAAUAAUCGAUGACUGUAUUAAUAUAACUCAGAUAGACGAAUUC